AUGGCGGCGAGCGGACUCCGCCAGGCUGCUGUUGCGGUCAGCACCUCGGUGAAGCCCAUUUUCAGUCGAGACAUGAACGAGGCCAAGCGGAGGGUGCGCGAGCUCUACCGAGCCUGGUAUCGGGAAGUGCCGAACACUGUGCAUUUAUUCCAGCUAGACAUCUCUGUGAAACAGGGACGGGAUAAAGUCCGGGAAAUGUUUAAGAAGAAUGCGCACGUCACAGACCCCAGGGUGGUUGAUCUUCUGGUAAUUAAGGGAAAGAUGGAGCUGGAAGAAACUAUUAAAGUGUGGAAGCAGCGGACACAUGUUAUGCGUUUUUUCCAUGAAACAGAAGCACCAAGGCCAAAGGAUUUCCUGUCCAAGUUCUAUGUUGGGCACGACCCGUGA
Molecule: messenger RNA, 387 nt
Organism: Rangifer tarandus platyrhynchus (Svalbard reindeer)
Lineage: Eukaryota; Metazoa; Chordata; Mammalia; Artiodactyla; Cervidae
Source: the annotation of a GenBank genome assembly